This is a messenger RNA of Drosophila persimilis, 1513 nucleotides long. RefSeq lists its product as uncharacterized. The record is from RefSeq and is a predicted model, not a curated record. Lineage: Eukaryota; Metazoa; Arthropoda; Insecta; Diptera; Drosophilidae. The coding region runs from base 23 to 1495 and encodes 490 amino acids. Gene Ontology annotation, biological process: maturation of LSU-rRNA; maturation of 5.8S rRNA. Gene Ontology annotation, cellular component: preribosome, large subunit precursor; Las1 complex. The transcript has 5 exons. Gene Ontology annotation, molecular function: endonuclease activity.
GAAAAUAUAAAAAUAAUAAAAAAUGAGUUCAAAUGACAAACCCGGCGUUACGCCACCACCUAUAGCAGCAGCUGCAAAACAAAGAACCAUUGUUGCACCAUGGAAAUGCACAGAGGAAUUUCAACACGCAUGCCAUCUUAUAUUUGGGAAGAAUGCAACGAGCAAUCAGCGUCGGAUGGGUCUGUCCAUGAUCCGUAUUUGGAAACUCCGACGAGGCAGUCUUUGCCCCGCGGCUGCUCUGGCCACUGCCGUGAUUGUGCGGGCGCAGCUUAACGACAAGAAGGGCGACUUGAAUCUGGAGAAAAUCUAUGCCCACGCCAUUAUGCGCUUCUUCAAUUUCAUGUCGUCCACCGUACAAGGCCACAACUGGAGCAGCAUGUACGACAAGGCUCAGGAGUUGGGUCUACCAUCAUUCGUGGUCGACAUUCGGCACAAGUGUUCGCAUGGCACGGAAAUGCCACCCGUGGAUCUGUUGCGGACUGCUGCCGACAUCUGCCUACAAUGGCUUCAUCAGAACUACUGGCUGCCGCUUAAGGAUACCCUCUGCGAUCUGGAAGCAGCAAAACUGGAGAGCAAGGAAAACAUUAAAUUCAGGCAGAAGAUGGCUCAUCAGCUAUCCGCUUUCGACCUAGCCUUGGAGUGCCAGAUCAAGAGCGCUCACAGCCUCAAGGCUAUCAAAAAAAUAAAGCCGAAGGAGUUCAAUAAAAUACGGGCCUAUUUAUCAAAAAAUAAGCUGAAGACACCCACCGAAAUUCUUGACAUGGUGAUAAAUAAGCUAAACGAAUUGGUCAAGCAAGCGUCCACUGUUAAGAACCUGCCAGAUUUAUAUGUUGCGGAAAUAUUAAGAAUGAAAUAUUUCAUGGGCGUAGGCCUCAAUAUAGAAGACAAUGAGGAACAGAUUAUAGCGGUCACUGAGAGACUCUUUAGCCUAAUCGCCGUCCACGGGUUCACCGAAAACAUCUUUGUGGCUCUCGUACAACUCACUGAAAAUGUCCAUGAGCCGGAUGAGCGGCGUUUGGGCGCCAGAUAUUGGGCCCUCAAGAUGAUUGAAACCUUCGCAAUGAUAUCUCGCAUAAAGCGCAUGUUCAAAGAAGAGCAGGAUAAGAAUGACAAGCUCAAGCCUGUGGAUUUCUCGUCUCUCAACCGCCACAUACUUCCAAAAACUAUUCGUACUCUUAUAGCUCACUCUGGCGUGGAUCUUUCGCUCACUCUGAUGUUUGGCAGCAGCCGAAAGAAUCCACGCGCUGUGCUGUUUGACCACGAGUUCUUCUUGAAGCGACUUUCGUACCUAAGUUCAUUCUCAGCCCCCAUCCUCAAGGCUUUGAUUCCGCUGGCAGAGACUCCAUUCGAUGUGGAUCCCAUGGAACAGUUUGACGAACUUUACUACCCCAAAGUCCGUCCGUUCACUGACUUGGGUAUUUGGACGCUUGAGAAAGACAAUAAUUGGUCUAAUUGUGCCCUAGGUGUACUUCCGUCGAUAGUUGAAAAAAAAUAGAUUAUGAUACAAAAACUA